This is a messenger RNA of Phyllopteryx taeniolatus (common seadragon), 4308 nucleotides long. RefSeq names its product NIPA like domain containing 3 (gene nipal3). NCBI's taxonomy places the organism in Eukaryota, Metazoa, Chordata, Actinopteri, Syngnathiformes, Syngnathidae. Gene Ontology annotation, biological process: magnesium ion transport. Gene Ontology annotation, cellular component: membrane. The record is from RefSeq and is a predicted model, not a curated record. Bases 218 to 1369 code for a protein of 383 amino acids. The transcript is spliced from 11 exons. Gene Ontology annotation, molecular function: magnesium ion transmembrane transporter activity.
GCAGAACGAAACGGUGGCCAAACUGGUCUGAAAACACGGAAGUCAGUGUUUGUCCUACUCGACAAAAGCGCUUCUUUAAGGCAAAUUAAUGUGAUAAAUAAACUAAUAAAUAAUUUUUUUUGAAAGAGAGGAGACAAGCGACACCAUGAAAUAUCCUCGUAUCCUAAGUGUGGCUGUUGCUUCUUAAAGUGCUGAACCGUUCUCGAAGGUUAAAAGGAUGGAUAUGAGCAGAGCAGACGAAGAUUCGUACACGAAUAAUCUCAUCGGGACUUUGCUUGCCAUAUUUGGAAAUGUGCUUGUCAGCAUCUCCUUAAAUAUUCAGAAAUACGGCCAUGUGACCAUCGUGGGAGCCAAGGACCCACGUGUCUUCUACCACACAAAAACCUGGUGGUUUGGCUUUUUUCUCACCACUCUGGGCGAAGCAACCAACUUCGUGUCAUAUGCUUUUGCUCCCCUCAGCCUCGUAGCACCUCUCAAUGUCGUCUCCAUACUGACAAGCUUCAUUUUGGGUUUUAUUUUCAUGCAUGAGAAAUCAAAGGCAAAGGACUUUGCAAAGCACCACGGGCUGUCCUUCUUGGGCUCUGUCUUAGCUGUGGCAGGGGCGUACCUCUUUGUGGCGUUUGGGCCAAACACGCAUGGAAAACUGACAGCGGAAGUUGUAGUGAAACAUCUCGUCGGAUGGCCCGUUCUCUUAUAUCUGGUCCUGGAGAUCAUCACGUUCUGCCUGCUUUUAUAUUUCUACAAACAGAGAAAUGCAAACUACCUCGUCAUCAUCCUGCUGCUGGUUGCUUUGUUGGGUUCAGUCACAGUCAUCUCUGUGAAGGCCGUGUCCCACAUGUUGAUAUUGACUCUUGAGGGUUCCAUGCAGCUUUACUACCCCAUCUUCACCGUCAUGUUUGUGUGCAUGGUGUCUACAGUUGUCUUCCAAGCCAGUUUUCUCUCCCAAGCUUGCAAGCUGUACGACUCGUGCUUGAUCGCCAGUGUUAAUUACAUCCUGUCCACCAUCUUUGCAGUCUUAGGAGGAGCUGUGUUUUACUUGGAAUUUAGUCAUGAAGACAUCCUUCACAUCAGCAUGUUCUUAUUGGGAACUGCGGCAUGCUUCCUGGGUGUCUUCCUCAUCACCAGAACCAGGAAAAAGAACAAGAGCUUUGAGCCUUACGUCACCAUGAAUAUGAGUAAUGGUGUACCGACCAUUCACAGCAACGGUCCGGAGGUCCCGACUGAGUUCAGCGGUAGUUUCUCUUAUGGCGCUCUGGUCAACAGUGACAGAACCAGUUCUUCUAAUCAGCCCGUCAACACGGAGGAACCCACCACCGGCUUCAGACCCACACGGGCAUCUGGUGGGCUUCCAAACAGGAAGCAACAUUAGCAGCAAGCUUUUACUCUGUAGGUUUUUUUUUAUUUAUUUUUUUGUUAUUUUUAUUUAUUUUAUUUUUUUACAGAGGAAUCGCCAAAGUCAAACAAUCCAUUCAAUGAUUGGAGAAAAGUUCCUAUUUGAGGGAAAUUAAUUACUUCAUUCAAGACUAAAAUGAUAACCAUCAUAAAACCUUUACUGAGUCGAAAUUGCACCGGAUAACCACUGAUGCGAACGAAGGCGUGCAUGUUCUUUUUAGGGCGAGGGGAUACUCCUGCAGAAUGUCAACUGCGUCACUGGGCCCUGUUUUAGCCACACCCAAAAACAAAUCAGGAAAACUGAAAUGGUGUGAAAUAGUUUAGCGCUAUAUCCCCACAAUUCGGUAUUACAUAGUUCUCAGUCUUUGCACAUUUUUUCAGCAAUUGUCUUCAAACAUGUAUGAUGUAUUUAGACCUAAAUUUACUUAACCAAGGGACGGGCAAACCUUUGUGCUAGGUCUACAUUUGAUUCUUAAAAUGGGCAAAAAAAAGCAACAACAAAAAAGUUAAAAUGUCUACAAUACUUUAUUUUAAACAUAAAAUACCAAUUCGUUUCAAUUUGUGUAAUUCAAUUAGGUUCACCAGCCAAUUAAUAAAAAUAAAAUGGGGUAAACGUAUAUAAAAUGGUUGUAUUAUUUACAAUAAUCUAUUUCAUGGUUUAAUGAGAUAAGUGAAUAAAAAAUAAAACUACAAUUUGUUUUACUUUGGUGAUUCCACUGUUUUUGUGUCUGCCUAAUUAACUAAGGAUUCCCUAAGAGGGAGCUUGACAAACUUAACAUACAAUCAUGCUCAGGACCAGCAAAACAACUUUUAAAGUGCUUUUUAAACAGUACAUGUGGAAAAGUGAUUUGUGCCUUGAAGCUUACCGCAUGCAUAGGGUUGGCAAUAUAAGAGCAGACUUCAUACUGUUAAAGGAGUUUUUCUAUGUCCUUAAUGAUCUCCACAAGCUGCUGAAGCCUUGCCAUUGAUUGCUUUGAAUUCAGGAGUUUCUGUAAAUUACAACCCCAAUUCCAAUGAAAUUUGGACGACGUGUUAAACAUUAACUAAACAACAUUAACUUAGAAUUUUAUGGCUGCAACACGUUCCAAAAAAGCUGGGACAGGUGGCAAAAAAGACUGAGAAAGUUGAGGAAUGCUCAUCAAACACCUGUUUGGAACAUCCCACAGGUGUACAGGCUAAUUGGGAACAGGUGGGUGCCAUGAUUGGGUAUAAAAGGAGCUUCCCUGAAUUGCUCAGUCAUUCACAAGCAAAGAUGGAGUGAGGUUCACCUCUUUGUGAACAAGUGCGUGAGAAAAUAGUCAAACAGUUUAAGGACAAUGUUCCUCAACGUACAAUUGCAAGGAAUUUAGGGAUUUCAUCAUCUACGGUCCAUAUCAUCAUCAAAAGGUUCAGGGAAUCUGGAGAAAUCACUGCAUGUAAGCGGCAAGGCCAAAAACCAACAUUGAAUGCCCGUGACCUUCGAUCCCUCAGGGGGCACUGCAUCAAAAACCGACAUCAAUGUGUAAAGGAUAUCACCACAUGGGCUCAGCAACACUUCAGAAAACCAAUGUCAGUAAAUACAGUUCGGCGCUACUUUCGUAAGUGCAACUUGAAACUCCACUAUGCAAAGCAAAAGCCAUUUAUCAACAACACUCAAAAACGCUGGUGGCUUCUCUGGGUCCAAGCUCAUCUAAGAUGAACUGAUGCAAAGUGGUAAAGUGUUCUGUGGUCUGACGAGUCCACAUUUCAAAUUGUUUUUGGAAAUUGUGGACAUCGUGUCCUCCGCGCCAAAGACGAAAAGAACCAUCCAGACUGUUAUGGAUGCAACGUUCUAAAGCCAGCAUCUGUGAUGGUAUGGGGCUGUGUUAGUGCCAAUGGCAUGGCCAACUUACACAUCUGUGAAGGUACAAUUUAUGCUGAAAAGUACGUACAGGUUUUGAAGAAACAUAUGCUGCCAUCCAAGCGACAUCUGCUUAUUUCAGCAAGACAAUGCCAAACCACAUUCUGCACAUGUUACAACAGCGUGGCUUCGUAGUAAAAGAGUGCGAGUACAAGACUGGCCUGCCUGCAGUCCAGACCUGUCUCCCAUUGAAAAUGUGUGGCGCAUUAUGAGGCGUAAAUUACGACAACUGAGACCCCGGACUGUUAAACAGCUGAAACUGUACAUCAAGCAAGAAUGGGAAAGAAUUCCACCUACAAAGCUUCAACAAUUAGUGUCCUCAGUUCACAAACGUUUAUUGAAUGUUGUUAAAAGAAAAGGUGGAUAUAACACAGUGGUAAACAUGACCCUGUCCCAGCUUUUUUGGAACGUGUUGCAGCCAUAAAAUUCUAAGUUAAUGAUUAUUUGCUAAACACAAUAAAGUUUAUCAGUUUGAACAUUAAAUAUAUUGUCUUUGUAGUGUAUUCAAUUAAGUAUAGGUUGAACAUGAUUUGCAAAUCAUUGUAUUCUGUUUUUAUUUAUGUUUAAAACAACAUCCCAACUUCAUUGGAAUUGGGGUUGUAGUACCGGUAUCUGCCUUUUUAAGACGUCUCCCCAAGCGCAGUGUUCACUUCUGCCUCUUCUUUUUGGGGUUGUAUUGCUACUUUUUUUUUCGUUUUUUGUGAAAGGGACGAAUGCAAACGCUUUAAUUUAUUGUAUUUAUUGAUUUAUUGUGCUUUAAAGAGGAGUUGCGCUACACUAAAUAUAAACAGGCAAUCCCCUAUGUCUACAAAAUGAAUUUAGGUGUGCCAGCAUUAGGAGUGAUCUUGUUUUGUAUAUGAUUGACAAAAAAACAAAAGUCAUAGUUUGACAAUGUUGGCACUUUGAGGUGAGAAAUAUUUAGGCUAAAUUCUCCUUUUCCCUCAAGAUCAGAAAGGUUCUGAUUCAUGCUGUUUUGCUGACCUAACAACAUGGGUUUCUACUUGAAUCAAACUCCCAAAUUAAAUACAAUAUGCUCA